Lactuca sativa (garden lettuce) is the source of this 897-nucleotide messenger RNA. The record is from RefSeq and is a predicted model, not a curated record. NCBI's taxonomy places the organism in Eukaryota, Viridiplantae, Streptophyta, Magnoliopsida, Asterales, Asteraceae.
AUGCAACAAACAACCAACCAACCAUCGCCUACAACACAACCAUCAAUUCAAGUGGAAGCGGGAAGUAGUAAGAAAGGGAAAAGGAAAGGGAAAUCAAUAGCGGUAGAAACAGAAAAUGCAGACGUUCCACAAUGGUGGACACUGGAGGAGGAAUACGCUUUGACGGCGGCUUGGUGUGCUACUUCAAAAAACGAACUUCGCGGAAAUGGAAUGAAAAAAAUGAGCUUAUUGGGGGGCGGUGCUCGCAAAUGGGGUAUGAUAACUAAGCGGUUCAGCAAAUUCAACGAUAUUUACAACCGGCUUGAGGCGCAACAACAAAGCGGAACCAACGACUUCGAUUUGUUCAAAUCUGCUAAGGAACAAUAUCGGGUCGAAAUGGGUCAUGUUUUCGACUUUGAAAAAUCAUGGGAAUUGUUGCGAGCGGAUCCAAAGUGGAAUAAAAUGCCUACAUCGUCGGAGGUUCGAUCCAAAAUGUCUCGCAAUUCUAGCCCGGUCGACGUGUCGGACGCACGGACUAACAUUAGCCUAAACGCCGAUGACGAUGAGAUCCCGGAUGAUAUCCAAGAGAUAUCCCCACCACGACGACCGCCCGGACGCGACAAAGCGAGGCGCGCUGCAAGACAUGCGGAGGAGGUGGAGACGAGAGCAAAAGAUACGGUGGAAAUGAGAGCGAAAUUCGACGAGCACAAUUUAUUAAUAAAAGAAAAAAAUGACUUGAAACGUCGUCAUUUGGAGUUUCUGGAAAGGCAGACACGGGAGAAGCAGAAGCAAAAAGAGAGUGAACUAAUGACACAUCAGUUGUCAAUUCUUCGGACAAACGAGGAGGGUUUAACUCCUACUGAUCUAGCGGUGCUACAAGCGAUGAAGGAACAAAUUAGAAAAAAAUAUUUGGGUUAA